AUGGCUUACAACGGCGCCGGACGAGAGGCUGUCACAAAUAUGUGGAUUUUGACAGCUGUGACGUUGAUCUUCGUUGCUCUCCGCAUUUACACCCGAGUUUGGGUAGUGCGUUCUUUCGGAGUUGAUGAUCACGUGUACAAUAUUGCUUUCCUACUUCUAGUUUGCUAUGUAUCUUUCACCACAGUUUCUGCACAUUACGGAUUUGGUCAGACCGUAUCUGACAUACCCACCGCCGAUGAUGUGGUAUCGGCCAUACUGUUCGAGGCUAUCGGCCAAACCUUUGCCGUCAUUGGCAUGGCCGUGGCGAAAUGGUCUCUAGGACUAUUUCUGCUCAGGCUUGUUAACCAAUCAUGGCACAAAGCUGUGAUAUGGACAGCAAUGCUUCUUCUCAUGGGGGCGUCGAUCUCUACAUGCUUCGUGUUCUGGUUGCAAUGCACACCGCCUGCCUACCUUUUCGAUCGAAGGAUCCCUGAUGGGUACUGCCAUGUCGAUUCUACGCCGGUUUCGAUGCUGUUAUGCAUCCUUUGUGUACUGGUUGACUUCUUUUUCGCCCUAUUUCCAUGGCUAUUCAUCUGGAAGCUUCAAAUGAACAGAAGAGAAAAGAUGGUUAUUCUCCUCAGCAUGAGUCUGGGCGUGAUUGCUGGUGCCUGUGGAAUUAAGAGGACGCUCGAAGUCCCAGAGCUAGCGAGCGCGGAUUACCUCAGAGAUACCGUCGGUUUGAUUGUUUGGUCAGCAGCCGAAAUCGCCGUUACGAUGAUCUGCAUCGGAAUUCCCGUCUGCCGCCCGCUAUACAAAACCUUUCUAGAUCGACUGAACUCGAGUAUCGGUAGUGGAUAUUUCAAGGGCAGCUCGGCGGCUGCUGCACCGUUGGCGUUGCACACAUUCGGCGGAACGACGAUGAGAAAUAACUACGUCAAAGCGGACGAUUUCGAAGCGCCACAAAAAGAUCCUUACAGCUUAAACAGCUACGCCGGACAGAGUACAGGCAUAACGAAACCCUCUGCGAAAUGUUGCGCUGUCGCUACAGCCAACGUGCCUCCUCACAACACAAGCGAAGAAGAGAUCCUGGGGGGUAGCUCAUGCUGGGAAGUCGGCAGUGAACGACGUAGCAAUCAAAUUCGAAUUACGGAGGAGUAUCAGGUCACCAGUAAGCGUCUAGGCUGA
Molecule: messenger RNA, 1164 nt
Organism: Neoarthrinium moseri
Lineage: Eukaryota; Fungi; Ascomycota; Sordariomycetes; Amphisphaeriales; Apiosporaceae
Exons: 5
Coding region: 1-1164 (387 amino acids)
Source: RefSeq, a predicted model, not a curated record